Messenger RNA from Astyanax mexicanus (Mexican tetra), 5576 nucleotides. It is a transcript of the gene tmem74b, whose product is annotated as transmembrane protein 74B. NCBI's taxonomy places the organism in Eukaryota, Metazoa, Chordata, Actinopteri, Characiformes, Acestrorhamphidae. The record is from RefSeq and is a predicted model, not a curated record. The coding region runs from base 391 to 1074 and encodes 227 amino acids. The transcript is spliced from 3 exons.
CUCUCCUCUAAAGGUAGGAGCUGAACUCUCAUCAGCACCAGCAGCAGCCCCUGUGGGGGGUGUUGUGUUAGCAUGCUCUCUGCCGAGGCUACAGAAGGAGGAUGAUGAGGAGGAGUAAUAGCCUCGAACAAGCUGCUGCUCGCUCGCGACGCCUUUAAGCAGCGGGUGAUGCUGAUGGACACGGUUAUACGAGGCUAUCUCUGAUGAUAAGGGAGGAUAGGGCACCGUGGACACCGCUGGAGCGUGUGUGUGUGUGUAUAGUGCGUGUGUAUAUGUGUGUGUUGGAGUUGGGGAAGGAAGGUAGUUAAAGGCCUUUUCUUUAUUCUAUUCUUGAUUUUCGUUUGUUUACUUGUUAAUUCGCUUGGACAUGAGCGCGCGGGCUGAGCGCGGAUGGAGCGCGUGAACGCCGUGGAGCUCCGCGAGCUGGGCCGGGACCGAGGCGCGCGCCAUGGCCGCCACGCCGCGGGCUUCGACAACGCCACCUUCGUGGGGGAUAAGGAGGAGGAUGAGGAGGGUGAAGAUGGAGAGGAGGAAGAGCACGCGCCCACACCUCAUACCCACACCCAAACUCAAAGCCAACGACGGCAUCAAACCCAGACCGAACCCGAGCUCGUGCACGAGCCCCUACCCGAACCCGAGCUCGUGCACGAGCCCCAAGCCCAGCCCGUGGACUACGGCUUCGUGUGCGCGCUCGUGCUGCUCGUCAGCGGCAUCCUGCUGGUGGUCGUCGCCUACACCAUCCCGCGGGAGGCGCGCGUGAACCCCGAGCAGGUGAGCGCGCGCCAGAUGGAGAAGCUGGAGCUGUGGUACGCGCGCCUGGGCGCGCACCUGGACCAGUGCAUCAUCGCGGGGCUCGGGCUGCUGACGCUGGGCGGGAUGCUGCUCUCCGUGCUGCUGAUGGCCUCCAUCUGCCGCGGGGAGCUGCACCGGCGGAGGACUCUGGCCGGGUCCGGCAGGGCCAUGAAGUCGUACGGCUCUAUAAACAUGCGGAUGAGGCAGCUGGCGGAGGGAGACGGGAGGGACACGCUGGUGGAGUGUGAGGCGGCCCAGGCUGGACCACACAGCCAACAGUAGAGAUAAAGCAGCAGCAGCAUCAGCACCAGUCUCAGCAUCAUCAUCAUCUGUGGAUCAGCAGCAGCAGCAUCAUCAACUGUGGAUCCUGUACAUGUACCUGGAUUACUGCUGGUUAUAAAGCACUGGAAGGUUUGGGUAUAGGGCGCCUGAGUUGGAAUGACAUAAAGAAUUCAAGUUCAAAUUGAGAGAAAUACGACAAAAAGCCAAGAAAAAGCAGCUGCUGUGCUAAAAAAGGCCAAACUGGUCCGAUAAGUUUUACACACAAAUACGUAAAUACAAAAUACGAAAAAACUAACAGUCCAUGCUAAUCUUAGUUUAGCUCAUAUCUAUUUAACCAGGGUUUAAAAUAACAUAUCAUUGCUGUUCAAUGAAAAACAUGUAUUUUCAAUCAGUUUUGUAGAUUUUUAUUUUACUACAUAAUUUUUAAAUGUUUCAAAAUGAGGGAUGAACCAAUAGAAAUUCUUAAAAAAAAAACCUAAAAUAAACGUUUUGAUUCCAUUGAAAGUUAAUAUGAUUUUAUCUCCUGUAAAGGUACUGUUUUGUAGAUACAUGUUUUUAUUGGACAGCAAUGAUGAGCUAGCGAUGCAGCUGUUGAGCUGUUGUGAUGGUAUGUACUGUUAUCAGAUGGCAUGUACUGGUCUGGUUCUGACUUGGCUAUAAACAGUUUAGACCAACAUGUAUUUCGGAUUACAGCAGCAUUUAAAACAGAAAAUACCUACUUGAAAAACAGAAUCAGACCAGUAUAGCAGUAUGCUGGUUGUCCAUUCUUUUUAAACAGGGAAGUCAAUUUUAUAAAAAAGUAAAUUCAAUGAUGUUUUGGACAGAAUAAGUCAACCAAUUAAGCUGUAAAGUAAGACUUUUACAUAAAAUCUGAAUUUUAACGACUGAAAGAUGAGAAACGUGGGAAUGGGGUUCUAUAAGGUGCUGUUUUGUUACUGGAAGUUGAUAAUUGUGAUAAAUAGUAAAUAGUGAAGAUGUUCUCGCUCUGUCGUUCAGGCGCCCGGGGCUUUUACUAAAUGCUAAACGACAGGAAGUGAAAGCACAAUGGUGAAACAGUUAAUAGUUUGAAAUUUAAACACUAUAACAGGCUGACACACUAUAUAGUGCACUGUUUACUGUAUGUGAUACAGUGCACUGCAGCUACUGUCUGUGCUGUGUUUGGAAUAGUUCACUGGUUCAUUCUUUAUCCAUUACGUACUGUAGUGUGGACUGACUGCAGAAUACAACAACCAGAAUGAAGUAUCUCUGGGAAUUUUGAACUGAUAAAAUUGAUAAAAACGGACAAAAUCUCCAACUUAAUUAUCAUCCAAACUUAAAGGGUCCAUUUAACAAAAACAAAACAAAACAAAACAGUAUUUAUUAGAUUUUCUAAAAUUAAAUUGUUCAAAUUUAGUGUGUGGACAUUGCUAACAUUUUUAAAAGUACCAAUUAAUCCUCAACAUCCUAUAUAUAUAUAUGUAGGAUUUGGAUUAAUUCCUAGAGAUGGACUGUUUGGAGUGAUGGGUGAUGUACUAUGCACUAAAUAAUGUUCUUUUAUUCACAAAAAGAAUUAAAUAAAUUUUUUUUCUGAGAAAUGGGCCCUUUAAAUUGUUUUAUUCUAUUAAAAAAUUAAUUCUAAUGCAGUGUGAGAUAUGUACACUGCAUUAUUGGGUAUUUAUAACUGCAAUUGGCAGCACAGGUGUGGUCUUUAAAGUAAUGCACUGUAUCUCUAAAUAAGAGUGAUUCUAAACACAGCAUCAGACUGCACUGUGAUUCACUACUGAACAUCCUGUAGAGUUAGGACUAAUGUACAGUUAAGAUAAAGGAAAAUAAAAUCCUGCAGAAGACAGAGAUAUUUAUAAUAAGAAUAAUAAGUGAACGAAUUGUUGGAAAGCACAAUAUUAAACCUCGAUUAAGAUAAAGAUGUUUAAUGUGUAAAAUAACAUGCUGCAAAACCACACGCCAUUCGCUUCUUUAUAAAACUUGAAACGGGCGUCUCUUUAAUCGAACACGUUAUAAAGAACAAUAUGUGAAAUAUAUGUAUUAAAAAAAAACAUUAUUAUCGUCCAAGGAUAGCCUAAAACAUGCCUUAAAAUGUCUCUGUAAAUCGUGAACUAAGCGCGAUUGCGUAUUAUUUGUUAUGUGUGAGGUUUAGUUUGUUCCAUGGAAGCCUUUAAUAUGUACAGAACUGCUACUGAAUAUAGAUUACUGCAAAUACUGCAAAUACUGCAAAUACUGCUUUAUACGUCGUCUUAUCCUGAUACACAGCUUUUAUAUGUAGAAACAAACAAAGAAACACUGGUGCAGUCAAAAGGAAUAACUUGAAAUCAUGACAGUAUAUUGUAUUAUACUUAAAUAAUCUAACUAAGAGUCACAAUAAUAAUCUACACUCAAAACACUGUAAACACACAAUACUCCACUUCUGAGGUUAGUGUUAAUAUACUUAUAGUACUUAUCAUGUACUAAAAAAGCUAAUCAAUACUAAAUACCCAGCCUUGUGUAGCUUUUUAAUGAACUGAUAAAGUCUAAAGAAGAUUCUCUAGAGCAGGGAAGCCCAAAUAUUUACUCCUGGGGUGCUGAAGAGAACUAAGUCCAAUGAAAAACAAGUAUCUUAAUUUUUUAGUUUUCUACAUAAAUUGAACACACAAUCUCUCCCUUAAUCUGUGUCAAAACGUAUUGAUGAAUGGACCAAUUUAAAUCUUUUUACAUUGACUUUCAUUAAAAGUUAAGAAGGUCUAACUCUCUUUGUUACACAGAUACUUAAAAUAAUUAUAGUACAUUUAGUAUAGAGGUUCUAUACUAAAUUUAUUCUUAUAGAGGAAUUAUAUCAUCGCUGUCCAAUGAAAAACAAGUAUCGCCAUUUUUGUUUAUUUUUUGUUUACUACAUAAUUCAAACACUUAAAAUGUCCCUAAAACUGUUCUAAAAAUUCUGGAUGAAGGGACCAAAAGAAACUCUCCAAAAUGACCUGAAAUGAAAUCUUUUUAAAAUUGAUUUUCAUUAAAAGUUAAUAAUGUUAAGAAACUAUUUUCUGUAAAAAAAUGCUCUUUUCAAGCAAGUAUUAUUCUGCAUUCUUUCUUACACAAGUACUUAUAAAAAUACUUAUAGGAAAUUUAGUAUAGAGGAAUUAUGUCGUUGCUUGAUGAAUUGAUCAAUAGGAAUUCUCCAAAACGACCUGAAAUCAAAUAUUUUAUACAUUGGCUUUAAUUGAAAAUUAAGAAGGUUUUAAAUCUUUUUAAAUUUGUUUUAAAUUGCUGUUAUGGAGAUCUUUGUUUUUUUAACAUGUCACUGAUCCAACAUGUGAUGAUACUAAAAAUGCACUCUGUAAAUCCAGGAAUCUAAUAGAUAUUAUUUAAUGGUAAAUAAGAUCAGUGUGAAUUUGUCCCUUAUGGCCCUACAAUAAUAUCCUCAUAUUUCAGGGUAUUUUUGUGAUAACAAUAUUGGCGAUUUGUGUACAAUAUGAUGUGAUACACCCUUAGUUUGGGCAGCCCUGCUUUAGAGAACGUACAGUAUUCAUCACCAGCUUUGAGACAGCUUUAUUCAGCACAUAUUAAUUCUAUAUUAAGGAGAAAUGGUGCUGCACACGUGAGGUUCUGUGGAGAACAUCUGGAACACCUGCCUGUACCUUCAGUCGGGCUGAAGUAGCUCCUAUUUUAGGCUGAAAAACAGCAGGACAGAGCUGGAGGAGGAGGCGGAGCUAUAUGAACAGCAGAUGUGAUUUUAGUUAAAACUGCUAAAAAUAAGAACCUGAGCCGGAGAGGCGUUCUAUAAGAUCCAGGUGUGUUUGAGGAAUAAUGCUAGACUGGUGGUCUUAAUGUUAUGGCUGAUUGGUGUGUAUACAGUCACAUGGAAAUAUUCGCUGUUUAAUAAGACCAUGAAUAACAGCUCAUGGAUUAAUGGAAUGUAUAAUUUUGGACGCAGUUUGGGAAAAGGUGGGCGGGGGGAUAUGUCCCUAAAAUAAUAUAAUAGUUGAAGUUGGUACAUAACUGGGGUUUGAGAAGCACAUAAAAUAAUAAAGCAACACUUAAUCAAACUAUUCAUUAACAUUGAAUAUUACAUUAAAUGUCCAAAAGUAUCCAGACACCCUGUUUAAUUCCUGAUUUAUCUACUUUACUUUAAAUAGCAUUAAAUAGUAAGCUUAUGGAUCACUGGAUUUAACUAUUUUGGAACAGUUUGGGCAAGGGGUGGGCGAUAUGGCCCUAAAACAGUAUCACAAUAUUUUAGGAUAUUUUUGCGUACAUUGUUGGCGAUAUAAAACUAUAUAAUUCAAGAAUACAGAACUGCAACAAAAUGAAAAUGAAUGUUGAUGUUUAUUUGGAGAUAUUGUAGCAUAUGAUGAUAAUAUUCAACACACUCUAAAUAGAGGUUUUCACCCGAUUAAUAUAACAAUAAUCUUGAUUUUAUCUGCAACUUUUGGACAUGUAGUGUAUGCUCACUGUAACACUGGAUCAUCAGCUGUGGUAAAUGAUAUUAAAAUAAUAUUAAGGUGCUUUUGGUGCUGUAGAGUUCUCAGUUAGACACUAAA